Molecule: messenger RNA, 1274 nt
Organism: Uloborus diversus
Lineage: Eukaryota; Metazoa; Arthropoda; Arachnida; Araneae; Uloboridae
Product: zinc finger protein 836-like
Exons: 4
Coding region: 63-1274 (403 amino acids)
Biological process (GO): regulation of transcription by RNA polymerase II
Molecular function (GO): DNA-binding transcription factor activity, RNA polymerase II-specific; RNA polymerase II cis-regulatory region sequence-specific DNA binding
Source: RefSeq, a predicted model, not a curated record
AGACGAUCCUUGAUUACUCGCUCAUCGAAAUCGUAGCAGACGGUUUCUUUUUGUGUUGCGUCAUGCCGCGUUCAUUCUUGAUCAAGAAACAAAGCGGUCUGAAGAACUCCGUCCGAUGGAGAGGCGAAGACGACCAAGAUUUAAUGAGAGCUAAUCAGAAUGCUUUAAGUAUUUUAUCUAGACUCAAAGCGAAAGAUGAAGAAGCAAACCGAAAACCAUUUCAAGCAAAUGGCACAGAAAGCACUAUUAUUUCAGAAAAGAACUUGCAGAACUUUUUACGACUGUCUUGUUCCUUCGUUCCGCUACCAGAAAGAAAUGCUGCACACCCAUCCUUACUAUCCAGGGCAUGGUACCACCCCACAGUGCGCCAGUUGCAAAAGAAAGAUUAUACCCUAUUUGAAACUUCUGAAUCAAUCAAAAGACCGCGAUUCCAAGACGAACUCAUACAUCCAGCUUGGAGAUUACCAUUUCAGAAAUGCUACCCAUUUCAAAACUUAAAAAGAACUGAAUAUAAUAUCCACUAUGGUUCCUUCAAGGAUCACGAUGAUGUUGAGCAUCAAAACCCACCGAAGCAUGUUAAAUAUUCUAGUCAUUGUGAAAACGAUCUAAACUUGAGAAAUCUGGAGAAUGGUUCAGGAGUGCAGUUGCGUACUGAAGCUUCUUUGCACGAAGCAUAUUACAAAAAAAUCAUCAAGUCAAGAAAGACAUCUACAAAUGAAAACUAUGCACUCAAUGCUGGGCCAUUGCUACCCAUCACUCAGAUUGAAAAGCUACGACAAACUAGCAGUUCAAAGAAUUCUCUAACAGAAUGCAACAAAGAUACAGUUCAACCAGACGUUCAAGUUUUGGGAAAAACUGUUGAAAGAUCCAGCGAAAAACUAGGACCAAAAGGUCUGAAGUCUUUCAUUUGCAAAGAAUGUGGAAAGUCUUUCAAGAGAUCAUCAACUUUAUCAACACAUUUGCUGAUUCACUUGAAUAUCAGGCCAUAUCCUUGUGUGUACUGUGGAAAGAGAUUUCACCAGAAAUCCGAUAUGAAAAAACAUACAUACAUACAUACAGGUGAAAAGCCACAUAAAUGUGACAUUUGCGGAAAAGCUUUCAGCCAAUCUUCAAAUUUGAUUACACAUUCACGCAAACAUUCCGGAUUCAAGCCUUUCUCCUGUAUUGUCUGCAGUAGAACAUUCCAAAGAAAAAUCGACUUGCACCGCCAUCUGGAUUCAAAGCACUAUACUACAUUGGGAGAUUUGAUAUUAUCAGAUAAAAAUAAAAUAUGA